AUGGGCAUCCCGCGCUUCUACCGGUACAUGUCGGAGCGGUAUCCGCUGCUGAAUCAGCCUAUCUCGGAUGUGUCGCUAUUGCCAGAGUUCGACGCCUUCUACCUCGAUAUGAACGGCAUCGUGCACAACUGCACGCACUCGGAUGCGGCAGAUGACGCGCUCAACUCGCUGUCGCUCGAGGGCCAAUUGCACGGCAUCUUCACGUAUCUAGAUCGCCUUAUCACGCACAUCAUCAAGCCCAAGAAGCUCGUGUACAUCGCCAUCGACGGCGUGGCCCCGCGCGCUAAACUCAACCAGCAGCGCUCGCGUCGGUUCCGCGCCGGUCUGGAUCGCCAGCAGGCCAUGGACAAGGAGCGAUACAUGCAAAUCAAGCUCCAGGACGAAAAAGACGGCCACAAGGCCAAAUCUGUGGCCAACAAGUUCGAUUCGAACUGCAUUACGCCCGGUACCGAGUUUUUGAGUAAACUCUCGCAACAUUUAGUGUAUUUUGUACGGCAAAAGAUGAAGAAUGACCCUCUUUGGGCCAGACUCGAGGUUUUCUUCAGUGGCAGCGAAGUGCCCGGAGAGGGAGAGCACAAGAUCGUCGAGUUUAUCCGCCACAGGAAGAUGGCGGAGGACUAUGAGGCCAAUAUGCGCCACUGUAUGUACGGCAGUGACGCAGAUCUGAUGCUACUGGGACUCAUGACUCACGAGCCGCACUUUACACUCGUGAGAGAGACGGUAGUGUGGGGCAGUCACCACAAGAAGGUCGCAGCCAAGCAGAUCGAAGAACAGCAGUGGCAACUGGUGCAUCUGAGUCUGUUCCGAGAGUAUCUGAUGAUGGAGAUGAGGGUACAGCCGCCACUCGAUGGAGAACGCAUGCUGGAUGACUUCAUUUUGCUGACUUUCUUGCUAGGAAAUGACUUUAUCCCACACAGCCCGACGCUGGAGAUCAGUGAGGAUGCCAUCCCAUUGCUGCUGAAGGUGUAUCGGGAACUACUGGAGACUCAUAAGGGAAGUUAUCUUACGCUGAACGGUAAGAUCACGAACGUUAAGUUGCUGCAGGAACUGUUCCAAGUUAUUGGUAACCAAGAAGAAGAGAUCCUGAUCAAUCGAGCUAUGGAGGAGCAGAGACGCUCAGGACGUCGUGGUGGACGACAACAGUCCAAGCAACAUGAUGUUGACGCAGCGGAGGUGCAGAGAGCGAUCAUGGCGCUUCGAGAUGACGACGAUGACAUCCCGCCACCUUUACUUGACGACGAAGAGGACGAGGAAGAAGCCGAGCGUGCGUUGCUAGAGGCGCUGGACGGCCCUGAAGAGACUAGGAUGUCUUUUGAACUCGAACGAAGUGACCGUGAGGUACUUUUGCUGGUUGGAAGUGAGAGUUUCCAGGACACCAAGUGGAAUUACUAUGAGCGGAAAUAUGGCAUCAAGCGAGGCAAUGGCGAUGCAGGCAACAAGGAGCUGGAGCAAGUGAAGAAGUCGUACAUGGAGGCGUUAGUCUGGUGUCUCGCCUACUACUUCCAAGGCCCCCAGUCCUGGUCAUGGUACUACCCUUACCACUACGCACCGAUGGUUUCUGAUCUUACGGAUAUUGAAGACAUGAUUACGAAUGUCAAAUUCGACGAAGAUCCGUCAGUCGCUGGCCCGUUGCUGCCGUUUGAGCAGCUAAUGUCGAAUCUGCCAGCUUCAAGCGCCAAUCUCGUGCCGGAACCAUACCGAUUCCUCAUGAUCUCGCCGUUGUCGCCGAUCAAACAUUUCUACCCAGAGACGUUUGCAAUUGAUAUGGAAGGCAAGCGUAACGCGUGGGAAGGUGUGAAUCUGCUGCCGUUUAUUGAUGUAGCAUUGCUGAAGCAGGCCAUCGCGCAGUACUGUCCUGAUUCUCAACUCACGGAGGCCGAGAUGCAGCGUAACAAGCUGCAGCGCUUGCCUAUCCGAAUUGUUCGAGACUUGACAGUCCUGGACACGUUGAAGUCCACCUUGCCUGGAGUUGUUGGUUUCCCGGAUGUGCUCUACUGCAAUACUCGUGUAGAAGACUACGAUCUUCCGCCAAUCCCUGGUGGCGAGUUCCAGAGCAAACUGAUGGAUGGUGUUGUUCUUCCGCUUGCUGGCUUCCCGUCGCUUUACACUGUGACUCUAGAGAGUACGCGAAUUGCUAGUGUCGGCUUGAACUGCUUCGGUAUGAGCUCACGCAAGUCUAGUCUCAUCCUUCAGCUUCCUGUCUCAGGAAAUUUGAACGACAGCGACAAUGCUACUGCUGACGAGAUCAACCCGCGCGAACUACUGGGCACUACAGUAUUAGCGAAUUGGCCGAACCUUCACGAGGUGCUUGUUGUUGGUAUCAGUAUGUUAUCGGGAGAAUACCGUCUCGAGCAGUCCAGUCGCAAGCACAACAACAACAGACGGAAGCAGACCGAGGUUGUCUUCACGCCGUAUGGACCGGACGAGAAGAGUGCGUGGGCGUACUAUGCGCAGACAGAAGUGGUCAAGUUGUUGUCUGGUCGUGGCAUCCCUGGCAGCGGAGGUAUCGAUCUAGGCAGGACUGGAAUUACGACCGUGUUGCACGUCUUGCCGCUUCAAGGUAUGGUGUCCAACCCGCUUACAGGUGCUAUCGAGAAGAAGUUCGGAGAGACCGAGGCAUUCGUGCCUGCUCAACUCACGGUUCGUAAUCGUAAGCUGCUGGAUGCGAGGUUUGAGGAAACCGACACGUUGCCGUUGAGUGAGCGCUUCCCUGUCGACUCAAAGGCACUGAUCACGCGUGGGAAGUGGCUGGGUUGUACCGCUAUUGUGCGUUCUCAGGACGAAGAGCAGCACACUGUUACUGUCCAUGUGAACACGAUCGACCAGGAGCCGCCGUUUGGUUACGUUAUCGCGCAGAAAAUCACAGAUCGAUUCUUCCCGGGCUACUUGGUGGCCCAGAAGUUGGGUAUCUCGGCGUCUACGUUGGGUUUGAUCACUGGAAGUGUGAUUAUCAAGCCAAUUAGUGCUGAUAUCGGACUGAACAUUCGUUACCGCAAGGAGCUGCUGCUCCCUGGCUACUGUAGACUCGUGAAUCGCGACAAUAGCAGCUCCAACCCAAGCGAUGAUACCAAUGUUUGGAGGAAAGGUGAUAUUGUCAAGAUCGUUGGAAGCAGCGGCAACAACUCCACUGAUAACUCGAACUCGGGUUCUUCUCCGACGAAAAAUGGUAGCAGCACUGCGUGGGAGUACACUGAGCGUGCGGUGCAGUUGAUCGCGAACUACCAGAAGGAAUUCCCAGAAGUUGUUCGCAACCUGAGUCGUCUACCGUUUGCCACGACGUAUCAAGGUAAGGACGUGUUUGGAAUCGAUGAUACCGAGCGCGUGGAGGUGAAGGCAGAAGCGGUCAAGCAGUGGAUUGAGCAGCAACGCUUAGGUGCCAGCGAACACUCGAAACACAUUCCGAUCACGUCCGAGUAUAUCGCUCUCAAUGCUGUUCGCGCUAUGGAAGCCGCUGGAACGUUGCGUGCGAAGGAGCGAGCUAAGGCUGCUGAUGAACAACGUCGUGCUCCUGUUGUUGCAACAGUCAACGCUGCGGAUCUAUUCCGUCCCAACCCACUGGUGAACCAGGACCUUACGGGACAGGAAGUAUCGCAGCGAUCAUCAGUGAACCGUGGAGCACCGAAUCUAGGCGACCGAGUGAUUAACAUUAGUGCGCGUGGAGUGCCCUUCGGUCAUCGUGGCACUGUUGUUGCUACGCAUGUGAGCAGUAGAUGCGUCGAGGUGCUAUUCGACGAGAGCUUCACAGGUGGAGAGGCUCUUUACGGAACGACGAGUCUAGACCGCGGCAAGAUCGUGGCUUGGAACAACUUGCUGUGUGUGUCAGUUCCUCCUGGAACGAAGAAGCAGAACCACAAUACUCGCUCGAAGCAGGCACAGAAUAGAAAUGCGCAGAACAACAAUGCUAGUCAACGUCGCACGUCUGGCGGAAUGCCAGUCAUCAGCACCAACACUCGAGGGCCCAAGAAACUUCUCAAGCCAAAUGACAAGACUGUGACGACCCCGACGCCGUUGGUGCCACCGCCCCCACCAAUUCCUAGUGCUAUGCCACCUCCACCACCUCCGGAGAAGAUCCAGCAACUUAUUCAAAAGUGGAGUUUUGACGGUGAAGUCGCUACUCAAGUAAGCGUGAAGACUACUACAUCUCAGCAAGGCAACGGUGCGAAGGCACCAGCAAAUCCUACAGCAUCCAAGCCAGAGGAGAAGCUAACUCCGUCUGUCGCUGCGUUCUUCUCGGUCGCUGAGGCUGCAGCUCCUACGCCUCCAGCGGACCCAUUGAUGGGCUUGUUCCCUCACCAGUAUAAACACUCUUCUACUAGUGCAUCUCUGCUUACACCUCCGUUGCCGAAUGGUGCUCCGACGCCACAGUACAUGGCUCCACCUCCUGCGUACUACCCUACGCAGCCGCCGAUGCCUGGACAGCAGCCGCAGCUCUUCCUCAUGCCUGAUGGUUCGUACGCACCGAUGUACGCUUCGCCACCUCCAGGAUCUUACGCACCGCAGACACAAACUCCCAUGCCACCUAGUGAAGAAGAAUACCCUCCUCUUGGAGCUACACCUUCCAACGAUGACAAGAAACCCAAUACGCCUGCGGCCGAGCCAAAGAAACACCACAACCGUGGAAAACACAAGAAGACCAAUGCAUCAAACGAAAGCAACGCCGCACAGAAACAAACGUCACCAAACACUCAGAAGAAGUGGGUGCCGAAGGGUGACACUAAGCCAAAGAGUGGACCGCAGCUACUGCUCCCGUCUCAAGUGAUGCGUCAGCAAAAGCCUCAACAAUAA
Phytophthora nicotianae INRA-310 is the source of this 4785-nucleotide messenger RNA. RefSeq lists its product as hypothetical. Bases 1 to 4785 code for a protein of 1594 amino acids. Gene Ontology annotation, molecular function: RNA binding; 5'-3' RNA exonuclease activity. The record is from RefSeq and is a predicted model, not a curated record. Gene Ontology annotation, biological process: nuclear-transcribed mRNA catabolic process. The transcript has a single exon. NCBI's taxonomy places the organism in Eukaryota, Oomycota, Peronosporomycetes, Peronosporales, Peronosporaceae. Gene Ontology annotation, cellular component: nucleus.